Molecule: messenger RNA, 771 nt
Organism: Cornus florida
Lineage: Eukaryota; Viridiplantae; Streptophyta; Magnoliopsida; Cornales; Cornaceae
Product: major strawberry allergen Fra a 1-3-like
Exons: 2
Coding region: 84-566 (160 amino acids)
Biological process (GO): defense response; abscisic acid-activated signaling pathway
Cellular component (GO): cytoplasm; nucleus
Molecular function (GO): protein phosphatase inhibitor activity; signaling receptor activity; abscisic acid binding
Source: RefSeq, a predicted model, not a curated record
CAUUUCACAACCCAAAUAUCUACUACAUUGAUCCCACACUCCUCCUAGGCUAAACCCAGUUAAUUUCUUCUUAAUACACAAUCAUGGGUGUCACCACUUAUACCCAAGAAGACGCUUGUUCCGUUGCUCCUUCCCGGAUGUUCAAGGCUUUGAUCCUUGACUCCCACAAUCUCAUCCCCAAAAUUGCGCCUCAAUCCAUCAAGAGCAUUGAGUUUGUUCAUGGAGAUGGUGGAGUUGGAAGCAUCAAACAGACCAACUUCCCUGAUGCUGCCCCCUUCAAGUAUGUGAAACAUAGGAUUGAUGCUCUGGACACAGCCAAUUUUUCAAGCAAGUACACUGUGAUUGAAGGAGAUGUGUUGGGCGACAAGCUCGAAUCUAUCACUUAUGAGGCAAAGAUCGAGGCCGGCCCCGGUGGCGGAAGCGUGUGCAAGUUGACAAGUUAUUACCACACUAAGGGUGACAUUGAAAUCAAACCAGAGGAACUCAAAGCUGGCAAAGACAAAGCCACUGAAAUGUUCAAGAAAGUGGAGGAGCACUUGCUGGCACACCCACAACUAUAUGCUUAAGUCAAGCACUGUACGCCUGUCUUCAGUGUUACUCCGUCCCCUACCUCCACCUAUGUAUUAUCUUUCUUUUGUCAUGCAAGUUUAAGGAGUGGUUUCUAAUCAUUCUGGAAAAAAUAAUUUUCCCAGUAAAAAUGAGGAAGAUGGAGUGCUGUAAUAAAGUUUGGUGAGAAAGACUAAUAAAUUGUGAUAUCUGUUCUGUUUUAAA